Molecule: messenger RNA, 1696 nt
Organism: Oncorhynchus tshawytscha (Chinook salmon)
Lineage: Eukaryota; Metazoa; Chordata; Actinopteri; Salmoniformes; Salmonidae
Product: interleukin-12 subunit beta-like
Exons: 8
Coding region: 71-1237 (388 amino acids)
Molecular function (GO): protein binding
Source: RefSeq, a predicted model, not a curated record
UGUCAUUGACACAUAUUAAAAAGCCACUGUUGAGACUUCAGCGUUAUUCAGAGGACGUGUUGAUCAGAAGAUGUUUGAUUGCUGUCUAAAGAUGAGGUUUACUUUACUAAGCAUCCUGCCUACUUUACUAGGCAUUCUAAUCCUACACUGGGCAAAAAGCCAAAGCCCCAAGUUCACUCAGAGCAGCUGGAAUCUUCUACCCAAUGUUGUUGUGGUGAAUGUAGACGGCUCACUGGUUCAGCAUCCUCUAACCUGCCUGGGUUCCUUCAACCGAGAGGAGGAGGGUUGGAGGAGAGACAAUGACUGGGUGUGGCGGAGAGAUGGAGAGGAGGAUGAGGAGAUCCUAUGGAUGAUGGGUGGAGAGGAGAAGAAGAAGGGGAACAGCUUCCUUGUCAACCUGGAAGAGAGAACUGGAGGGGGGAUCUUUACAUGUCACAGCCUGGAUAAAACCCUCCUGAAGAAUACUACGGUGCUGGUCAAACACUUGGACGAAGAGAAACGCAUUCUAGAAGGAUCCACCAGAACAGGCUUUAUGAAAUGUUCAACACGGAACUACCAAGGAGAGUUCCAUUGCUCCUGGGAAUUCACCCCUACACGUUUUGGGACUGUUAUGUUUGUCAAAGUGGCACGUGGCCUGUCCGAUGCGGAGAACAUCAGCUGUUCUGUGGACGCCAGUGGACAGCAGUGGACAUGUUCCUCUUUGUCUGGCCAGAGUGACAUCAUGUGUUCUGUGAACAGUAGUGGACUGGGGGUGUCCUGUGUGGACAGACAGUAUUGUCCCUAUGCUGAGGAGACUGACCGGAUCACCCUGACCAUCUACAUGAGGACUAACUACCUGCUGGAGGAAUACUCCAAACGCUUCUACAUAUCAGAGAUAGUGAAGCCAGACAAUGUAUACAUUAAGGAGGUGAACAGCAGUACUAUAGAGUGGAGCUAUCCUGUCUCCUGGAACAGACCUAUCUCCUACUUCCCCCUCUCCUUCCAGGUCAAAGAGAUCAAAGGCAGAAAGUGCAAGAAUGGGUGCACGUGUGAUUCUCCCUACACAGAGGUUCACACCACAGAGAGCAGCCAGUGGUCAGUCAAGGCCAAGGUGACGGUGUGUGUCAGGGCCCAGGAUGCCCUCUGUGACUCCCCCUGGAGCGACUGGACAGAGUACAGACACAACAAGGGAAACAAGAGGGGGAGGCAGGAAAAGCAGAAGAAGAAGAAGAAGAAGAAGAAGAAUGUGUCUCAAUAGUAGAUCUUUACCAUACUGAUGGCCAUCAAAUAUUAACCUAUUAAUUCACUCUAGUUUGUAGGCAUUUACACUCUAAAACAUCCACUAUGACAAAGGUGACUUAUUUGACACUCUAAAACAUCCAUUAUGACAAAGGUGACUUCAUUUACACUCUAAAACAUCCAUUAUGACAAAGGUGACUUCAUUUACACUCUAAAACAUCCAUUAUGACAAAGGUGACUUCAUUUACACUCUAAAACAUCCAUUAUGACAAAGGUGACUUUGUUGCCAAGAUCAUUUACUGACACAAACUUCACUUUUACAAUUUUUAUACUUGUUAUGAAAUGUAUUUAGUAAUAUGUAUGAUUAUUUAUUUAUUAAUGUUGCUUUUUAUCUCAUAGAGUAUGACAUGACAUGCACUAACAUAAACUGAAAUGAUAUUUUUGUGACUUUAAUACUAUAAAUCAAAAUAAACGUACA